CUUGACUCCACCCUCUUCACGGAGAGCUGGAUCAAACAAUUCAGGAACACGCCUCUUGACGGAGGCGGCGAGGUAGGCAAUGGACGGAAGCCACCACGCCGGCCAAGGGCAACCGCAGCAUCAGUACCAGCAGUACCCGCCGCCGCAUCCGCACCCGGAUCCCUACCCGUACCCUUACCAGUACCAGCAGUACCCGCCGCCGGCCGCCGCUCCUCCCCCCCACUACCUCGCGCCGUCGCCAUCCUUCCCGGCCUACUCCCCCGCGCCGCCGCCGCAGCAGUUCGCGCACCACUCCGGCCCGCUCCAGCCCUACCCGCCGCCACCGGAAUCGCACCAGCAGCAAGCCUACCCUCCGCAUCCGCACCCGUCUACCACGGCGUACGGCUACGACCCCUACCCGGCGCACCCCGCCUACCCGAGCCCGGGGCUCUCGCCUAGCUCCAGCUUCAACCAGCCGCCCCACGCCUCCUACACGACCCCAGGCCUCUCCCCAAGCACCAGCUUCCACCAGCCACCCCCCCACCCCUCGGCCCCCGAGUCCCCCGCCGCGUCCGCGCCGCACUACCCUCUCGCCGACGUGCUGGCCAGCAUGCGCCUCUCCAACCGCUACGACUACUCACCAGUCACCACACCGCCCCCCGCGGUGCUGCCGCCCUCCGCCUCCUUCUCAAGCACCAGCGGCAGCACGCACCCCGGGAUGCAGAUGGUGCCGUACGGGGCAGCCGCGUCGCAGCACGGCAGCGUGCGGCCGUCGCUCAAGGUGGUGCUGCUGCACGGCAGCCUCGACAUCUGGGUGCACGAGGCCAAGAACCUGCCCAACAAGGACAUGUUCUCCAAGAGGGUCAGCGACCUCCUCGGCGCGCGCAUCACCAGCUCCAUCAGCGGCAAGGCCUCCAGCGGCUCCCUCACCAGCGACCCCUACGUCACCGUCCAGGUCUCCUCCUACGCCACCGUCGCACGCACCUACGUCGUCUCCAACUGCGAGAACCCCGUCUGGAAGCAGAACUUCCUCGUGCCCGUCGCCCACGAGACGGCCGAGGUCGAGUUCGUCGUCAAGGACAGCGACAUCUUCGGCGCGCAGCUCAUGGGGUCCGUCUCCAUCCCGGCCGAGAGUCUCCUUAACGGGGAGGUGAUCGAGGGCGUCUUCCCUGUGCUCGAGCCCAAUGGCAAGCCGUGCGCUCGAGGCGCUGUAUUGAAGCUCUCUAUCCAGUACAUUCCGGUGGCUCGCCUCACAAUGUACCACCGUGGUGUCGUUGCUGGGCCCGACUGCCAGUGCCUUGGAGUGCCCAACACCUACUUUCCGCUGCAGCGUGGCAUGAAGGUCACUCUGUAUCAGGAUGCGCAUGUGCCUGAGGGUUCUCUCCCAGAUAUCUGGCUCGAUCAUGGAUUGCGCUACCAGCAUGGCCAAUGCUGGCGUGACAUGUACACUGCCAUAAGCCAGGCACGGCGCUUGAUUUACAUUGUGGGAUGGUCAGUCUUCCACACCAUCCACCUCAUAAGAGAUGGACCUGACAAAGUGCCAUCGCUUGGGGAGCUGUUGAAGAUGAAGUCACAGGAAGGUGUUAGGGUAUUGCUUCUUGUAUGGGAUGAUCCAACGUCAACCAGUAUUCUAGGCUAUAAGACGGAUGGAUUAAUGGGCACACAAGACGAGGUAACACGCCGGUUUUUCAAGCACUCUUCAGUUCAAGUAUUGCUUUGCCCGAGAUCGGCUGGGAAACGCCACAGCUGGGUGAAACAGCAGGAAACAGGAAGCAUUUAUACUCAUCAUCAGAAAACAGUUAUUGUGGAUGCUGAUGCCGGCAAUUAUAGGAGAAAAAUAAUUGCGUUUGUUGGAGGUCUUGAUUUGUGUGGUGGCCGCUAUGAUACACCUAGGCAUUCUCUGUUUCAGACUCUUGAAACAUCGCACAAGGAGGAUUAUUACAAUCCAAACUUUGCUACAGUUGAUGGCCGUGGCCCAAGGGAACCAUGGCAUGACUUGCACUCCAGGAUUGAUGGUCCAGCAGCUUAUGAUGUUCUGCAGAACUUUGAGGAGCGUUGGUUGAAGGCAUCCAAACGCCAUGGGAUUAAAAAGUUGGGAAAAUCAAAUGAUGAUGCACUUCUCAGGAUUGAGAGAAUACCCGAUAUUAUAAACAUUAAUGAUGCAAUAUAUUUUAGCGACAAUGACCCAGAGACAUGGCAUGUUCAGGUUUUUCGGUCUAUUGAUUCAAACUCUGCCAAAGGAUUUCCAAAGGAUCCACAAAAAGCAACCAUGAAGAAUCUUGUUUGCGGGAAGAAUGUACUAAUCGAUAUGAGCAUACAUACUGCUUAUGUGAAUGCGAUCAGGGCAGCCCAACACUUUAUCUAUAUUGAGAAUCAGUACUUCAUAGGUUCUUCAUUUAAUUGGGAUUCGAACAAAGAUAUUGGGGCUAACAAUUUGGUUCCAAUUGAAAUUGCUCUCAAAAUUGCAAACAAGAUUAAGGCAAAUGAGAGAUUUUCUGCAUACAUAGUAGUUCCUAUGUGGCCCGAGGGUAAUCCAACUGGAGCUCCUACACAGAGAAUUCUUUAUUGGCAGAACAAAACAAUGCAAAUGAUGUAUGAGACAAUAUAUAGGGCCUUGAAAGAAGUAGGCCUGGAUGAGAUAUAUGAGCCUCAAGAUUAUUUGAACUUCUUUUGCCUUGGAAAUCGUGAAGUUGAUGACAACCCUAGCACUCCAAGUACUGGAAAUACUCCUCAGGAACAAGCUAGGAAAAAUAGGAGAUUCAUGGUUUAUGUACAUUCAAAAGGCAUGAUUGUAGAUGAUGAAUACGUGAUCAUUGGAUCAGCCAAUAUCAACCAGAGGUCCAUGGAAGGGAUCAGAGAUACCGAGAUUGCAAUGGGGGCAUAUCAACCUCAAUAUACAUGGGCAAAUAAGAUUUCUGCCCCCCGUGGACAGAUUUAUGGCUACAGAAUGUCCCUCUGGGCUGAGCACAUUGGAGUUAUCGAGGAAGACUUUAACUAUCCAGAGAGCCUAGAAUGCAUGAGGAGGGUUCGUCGUCUUGGGGAACAUAACUGGGAGCAGUUCACUUCCAAUGACGUGAAUGAGAUGAGAGGCCACCUCAUGAAGUACCCUGUAAGUGUUGACCGUAAAGGCAAGGUGAAACCCUUGUCAGGAUGCCCGACAUUCCCAGACAUGGGCGGAAACAUUUGUGGCUCGUUUACGGCCAUCCAAGAAAACCUUACAAUUUGAAUUCUGGUUAUGCGUAUGCAAUUGUUAGGAAUUUUCUUUUUUGGAAACACUUUCUGGGUAGUGUUGACAGCAAAGAUGGCCAGAUAGCACAUUCUGAUUCCUGGUAGCGUAGAUAGGGAGAGUACUCAAGCCAAUGUAAAGGUAGCAGCCAAGUAGGGCCUGAAGAAAAUAUUUCUUUGCCGCAUCAUUGUGGCUUCGUUUAUUCCUACCUUAACCAGCCAUAUUCCUUUUACAUGUCUAUUUGGUCUCUGUAUAGAUAAAGAUAUUUACAUGCUGAUACCUCUCAAGGGAACAUUGAGUUUCUAGCGUGUAAGAUGCAAGUUCAAGAAACUAAGUUUCCUGUGUACAACUGUAAUAUGUAUGGUACAGAGUAUUGUGGAGCAAUGUUGGGCAUUGGUUUGGUGAUUUUCA
Molecule: messenger RNA, 3616 nt
Organism: Lolium rigidum
Lineage: Eukaryota; Viridiplantae; Streptophyta; Magnoliopsida; Poales; Poaceae
Product: phospholipase D gamma 1-like
Exons: 11
Coding region: 80-3205 (1041 amino acids)
Biological process (GO): phospholipid catabolic process
Cellular component (GO): plasma membrane
Molecular function (GO): D-type glycerophospholipase activity
Source: RefSeq, a predicted model, not a curated record